This is a messenger RNA of Hyaena hyaena (striped hyena), 1041 nucleotides long. Its product is annotated as protein FAM170A-like. Bases 1 to 1041 code for a protein of 346 amino acids. The record is from RefSeq and is a predicted model, not a curated record. NCBI's taxonomy places the organism in Eukaryota, Metazoa, Chordata, Mammalia, Carnivora, Hyaenidae. The transcript has 3 exons. Gene Ontology annotation, cellular component: nucleus. Gene Ontology annotation, biological process: fertilization.
AUGUCCGGCACAGCUACACAGCAGGGCCCUCAAGUGAGGACCCACGGGAGCCGGUAUCUGGAAGGGAAGACUAAGGACCAGCAGUGGAAGUCAGUCAGUUCUUUCCUGUCAAUUCUAAACCUGCCAGGAAGCAGCAGGACUCACAAUCAAGACAGGAAAGAUCAAAAGGAUUUGCCUCCUCCUGAGUCAUGUGCGGUGGUCCCUGGUUGCCGCCAUGCAGUGGAAGAAAAGUCCUCUGCUGCAGAAUUAUUUUCCUCUAUCUCCUCUGCAAACACGCUCAUUCCUGCUAAUGGGGAAGAAAGACUUCAAUGCAAUCAAGAUGAUAGUUGCCUGGGAUUCCUCGAGAAGUUGGAGAGUUCGCCCCCCUUUCAAACAGCCUCUUUCCGAUUCCAUCCCAUCGGUAAUACUAAACCCUCUUUGUGCUCAGAACACCCAAAAGGAGAGAGGCUCGUGAAAAUAGACUACAUGCGUGUCCCCCGGAAAAGGGUGGUGCCUGUCCUGUAUGAGGGAGAGAACGGACUGGAGCCUGCCUCAAAGAAGACAAAAAUGGAAGAACUGACCAUUUCUGAAAUAAGCUCUAUAAAACCCGGCCUCUCUUGUACGUAUCCAGAAGAACUCCUGACUGACGGUGACUCCAGCUGGAACAACGAAGCCCAGGAGGAAAGGCAGGAGGCGGAGAGUCCAACAGAGCUUCCACCUCUAGAGGGAUGUUCCAGGGCCAAGACGCCCGAAUGGCUGGUGGCCCCAGAAAGUGGCUUCAGGUGCAUGGCCGGCUGCCGGGUCUUCCCCACCUUAAAGGCCCUCAAGCAGCACGGGCAGGAUGGGGUCAGUGAGGGCUUUAGCUGCCACGUUUUCCAUGUUGCCGUGACUUGGCUGAAGAGCAAGCAGAACAAGGUAGAGAAGAUGACGCGGAAGAGGGAGGAGAAGGAAGGCAGGAAGAUGACGCACAGGUGCCAGAAGAUGAAGCAUUUUGGCGUGAAGAAAUCUUCAUGCAAAUACAGAGAUUAUUUUUCAGCCCCUACAAGGGAGCAAGAAGAGUAG